AUGGCACCAACAACUAAGCGGAAAACCAAGUUUUCUCUGCUGGACUUGCGAGCUGAAGUUUCCGUCCUUCAGGAGCGACUUGGUUCCGGCUCUCGGGUGCUGAAUGUUUACAACCUAGGCCGCAAGACGUACCUGUUAAAGUUAUCAGUGCCGCCGUUAAACGCUUCAGGUCGGAUACCAGCGACUGAGACUGAAGAAGCAUGGGCAACUGGUGAUAGCAGCUGGCGCAGGGAGUACCUGUUGAUCGAGUCUGGUGUUCGCCUGCACACCACGAGGUUCACGCGUCAAGCCGCUGCUGCUGGUACGGCAGCAGCGUCGCUCGUGAGCCGCCAAAAAAUUGGUACAGAUGAGACUCUGGACAACUCCAUCGCUACGGACCUCGCCCACAUGGACUUGGAUGAACGGGACCGGGAACUGCAGCUCGUACUCCAGCGACACCGAGCACUUGCAGAGCACGAGCAGCGAGCACAGUCUGGAACGGGUGCAAACGCAGAACUUCCAUCUGGUUUCACGCUCAAGCUGCGAAAGCAUCUGCGAACACGGCGCCUAGCUGAAGUUACCCAACUCGGUAUCGAUCGCGUCGUAGACUUUCGGUUCGUGGGUGGGUCCCAAUCCGCCUCUGCCUACAAGGCCAGCGCGAACGGGCAGCCUUCGCGGGCUGCGCUCGAGAACCACCUCAUCGUUGAGCUGCACUCGGGCGGCAACAUUAUCCUCACUGACGGAGACUAUCAGAUUCUGGCUGUGCUCCGCGUCUUCCGAGCGGAACCAAGGCCGCUUGCAGAUUCCGCAGAUCAGCGGGAUCCUCCGGCAACGGGACCCGGAUCCCGGCGCAUGCAACAACAAGACGCUGUCGUUGGUGCGCGCUACGACAUCAGUCUAGCACGACAGUUUGCACCUUUGACGUACGAUCGUCUACACGAGAUUUUUCAAGAGUGUUACCAAAAGCGUCAGCGAAGCGGCGGAGACCAGCUUCGCGACCUCCAACGCAAUCUCGGGCGAGCGCUAGGCUGGGGUCCUGAACUCAUUGAACACGUGCUGCUCGAGGUAGGUGCACCAUCGCCUGAUCCGCUGCCAGAAUACGAGCAACGACUCUAUCGCGUGCUCUGUGAGGCGGCAGCAUUUCUAUCAGAGUCGCCUCGAGAGGGAUAUAUAUUGCUGCGUCCAGUAGCAGAGGGAGCGUCCCAGGCCUCUGGUGCUGACUCCGAGGAUGUUUCAGAUCGCUAUUGCGAGUUCACGCCUCGUUUACUACGUCAGCACCAGCAUCUGGAGCCACGAAUGUUUCCGUCCUUCGACGAAGCGGUAGAUGAAUAUUUUGCUCGAAUGGAAGAACUACGGUAUCGACAGGAAAUUGAGAAUCGACAACGGCAGGCACAGGGAACACUGGAGCGCAUGCGCCGUGAGCUCGAAACGCGAGUGCUUACGCUAAAACAGCAGGAAGAGCGCUGUCUGCGAAAGGCUGCACUCAUUGAGACGAAUUUGGUGGAUGUCGACAACGCGCUGCAGGUCAUAAGAGCAGCACUAGCGUCUGGUAUCGACUGGAAGGAAUUGGACCAAAUGCUGGUACUAGAGCGUCGUCGAGGGAACCCCGUCGCGCAGCUCAUUCAUUCGCUGCAGCUGCAAGAGAACCAGAUGACGCUGAUGCUUGCAGAUGAUAGCGGCAGCGUGGACAACACCGAUGCGGAGACGGGGAGCUCAUCACGGCAGCGGCGUCCUGCCGAGACGCGAGACCUCUCGAACGAGGACUCAGCGAGCUCUGUAGAGAGCGCAAGCGAGGACGAGUCGGGCGACAGUACGUCCGUGUGCUCCUCCAGAGUGGAGCUCGUCCAAGUGGACCUGAGCCUAAGUGCCUUUGCUAAUGCUCGACGUUAUUAUGAACAGCGAAAGAAAGCAGCGGAGAAGGGCACCAAAACGAUGGAAGCGAGCGCUCAAGCGCUUCGGGCUGCCGAGAAGAAAGCGCUGGAAGUGCUCGCCGGCACUGCCUCGAAAAACAAGCGAAAGAAAGCAACACCCCUGAAUACGUUGAAAGCAAUACGGAAACCGCUAUGGUUCGAGAAAUUUCGCUAUUUCAUCACUUCAGAGAACUAUCUCGUGAUUGCCGGGAAAGACAGUCAACAGAAUGAACAGCUCGUGCGUCGAUACCUUGAGGAGAACACCGGUGACCUCUACAUGCAUGCGGACGUUCACGGGGCAGCAAGUGUCAUUAUCAAAGGCAAAAAGAAUCGUCCGGCGCCCCCGCUAUCGAUCCAAGAAGCAGCUAUCUUUGCGGCCGCCUGUAGUUCCGCAUGGGACGCCAAAGUCGCUGUCAAUGCCUAUUGGGUAUAUCCGGAACAAGUUAGCCGCACUGCUCCCAGCGGUAUGUAUCUGCAGCAGGGUAGUUUUGUGAUUCGCGGAUCCCGGAACUACGUACCGGUGACGACGUCUGGAUCUGGCCCGUUGGUCAUGGGGUUUGGGUUCCUCUUUCGACUGGCUCCGGAGUCUGUGUGGCGUCAUAUUGGGGAGCGCCCUGUACGCAGCGGCCCAGACUCGCUGCAAGAGGCGCAAGCUGCUGGAGCGCCUCAAAAACAACAACAGCAAGUCGAGGGUGCUGGCGAGCGAAUCCUCGAGAUCGAGUCGGACACACUGAAUGCGACUCUAGGUGAAGAUGCGCACAUCACAAACGUGAACGGAGCAAGUCGAGCUGGUCAACAUUCCGCUGCAGAUACCAUUACCACCGAAGCGCGAAGUCCUCUUGGUCAUGAUGGCGGUAUGCAGGCCACCAAGGCCGCAAUUGGUGUCAGGAGCCACUCAGAGGCCAACGGAGCAUGUGUUGAUGCGGGCUCAGGUCUUCCAGAUGUAUCUCCUGAUCGGCCGCAAGAUACCCAUGACAACGUUACGCUUCCGAUCGCUAGUGAUACUACAACGAGAACGGAUACGCGUAAUGGAAACAGCCCAGGGACGAUACCGGGCUCGCAUGCUCGCACCACGCUCCAACUACCGUCGUCAUCGUCGGAAACGGAUCCUAGCAACCAGAGCGUUCACUCUACGCACGCUCCAAAGCAAGUGGGUGUCGCUGAGACGCUUACUACCGGUAUCCGCAGUGACGCUGCUGCCAAAGCACCAGGUGAGAUAUCGCUGCAGCGCUCCGUGCAGGCUACAGAGGCGCGCUCCGCUGCAGCCUCUGGUGCCGAGGCAUCCCGAGCGAAACCUGUUCGCGGCAAAAAGUCCAAACUUCGAAAGCUUCGGCUCAAGUAUUCCGAUCAAACUGAGGAAGAGCGUGAGGCAGCGCUCAGGUUACUCGGCACUACCCGAAUGCGUAUUAUGGAAGCACGUGAUCGUGAGGGAGCGGCCACUGAGGCGCCUGCAUCGAGCAGCGUGAAACAAGCCGCGGGCGUUGACCAGGGUACCAACACGACUGUACAGCGAAAUGUGAACGCUGAAGAAGCGCCUGCAUCGAGCAGCGUGAAACAAGCUGCGGGCGUUGACCAGGGUACCAUCGCCUCUGCUCAGGGACAGACAAGUGCUCAACGGAACGGUACGUCGGCAGCGCCCGCAACACAUGCACAGGGGCACGCUUCGACUGGCAGUGCGGCUUCCGAGUUGCCCCUAGAGACGCAUCGCGCUGCACGGGAAGAGACGCACUUUCAGUGGCAAAAAAUAGACCAGGUGGAAGUGUCCAAGAUUUUGCAAAGUGCGUCUGCCGCAUUGGCGGAACACUUGAGCGAAGCGGAGCUCGCGAAUCUCAGUGAGCUGGACCUGUUUACCGGGUGCCCGCACCCGGACGACGUGUUAGAGUACGCGUUACCUGUCUGUGCCCCGUAUCAGACGCUUGCCAAGUACAAAUACAAGGUCAAGUUGGUUCCGGGAACCUUGAAGAAAGGCAAAGCGCUCAAGCAAGUGCUUGGGGUCGUCCAGAGCCAAGAACGCUCAGGUGCGCGUACCACAAAUGCUGCGAAUGCCGGGGCAGACGCUUCGGAGGUGGCCCAAGGAGCAGCUGCAACUGCGAGAGAGCUUGAACUUAUUCAGGCGGUGGAUGAGACUGUGCUCGUGCAGCAAAUGUUGGGAAAUGUCCGUGUGCUUGCUCCUGGUCUCCAGGAGAGUCAACGCAAGAAACGAACGCAGAAGAAAAGCCGCGGGUAA
Messenger RNA from Cyanidioschyzon merolae strain 10D, 4116 nucleotides. RefSeq lists its product with no specific name. The record is from RefSeq and is a predicted model, not a curated record. Gene Ontology annotation, cellular component: RQC complex. Bases 1 to 4116 code for a protein of 1371 amino acids. The transcript has a single exon. Gene Ontology annotation, biological process: ribosome-associated ubiquitin-dependent protein catabolic process; rescue of stalled cytosolic ribosome. Gene Ontology annotation, molecular function: tRNA binding; ribosomal large subunit binding. Lineage: Eukaryota; Rhodophyta; Bangiophyceae; Cyanidiales; Cyanidiaceae.